This is a messenger RNA of Hippocampus comes (tiger tail seahorse), 3168 nucleotides long. It is a transcript of the gene serinc4, whose product is annotated as serine incorporator 4. Gene Ontology annotation, cellular component: membrane. The transcript has 11 exons. The record is from RefSeq and is a predicted model, not a curated record. The coding region runs from base 381 to 1931 and encodes 516 amino acids. Lineage: Eukaryota; Metazoa; Chordata; Actinopteri; Syngnathiformes; Syngnathidae.
UCUGGCAGCACCCAACAGAGCCUCAGAGCCAAAGCACGCAGGAUGUGGGGGGGAAAAAAAGGGGACUUCUUCCUCAGUGAGGCUGUCCUGAGGGAGCUGACGUGAUCUGAAGUGGCACUCAUGCUGAGGUUUUCACUUGCGGAGAAUGCAGCCCAACGAGAGUUAUUGCUAAUCCAUCACAAGGAGAGCGCAGGCACAACCUGCUGCAGGACUCAGCUGCACAUUUGCUUUCUUUCUUUCUUUCUUUUUUAAUUUAUUUAUUUUUGAUUAUGAUUUCCUAUGAAGAGCUUCGGCCUGUUGUAACUUCUGGCUUUUUUAAGGAUGUGACAGUGCGAACUUUGGAGACACUCUGAAGAAAAUCAGUUUCGGGGUGGAAAUUCAUGGCCAAAUGCAGAGUCGUAGUGGGUGACCAAAAACAGUUCGGUGGCACAAUGUCCGCCAACCAGGGCAUGAACCGUCGCAGUGUCUACAAUUACUUCCUCAACAUGGUGGCCUAUCAGAUCUGCUGCUGCUGUGGGCCUGCUCCCUGCUCGCUCUGCUGUGCCUUCUGUCCUCCAGUCAAAUCGUCCACCAGCACUCGGGUCAUGUACACCAUCUUCCACGUCAUGAGCUGCGCUGUUUCCUGCCUCAUGCUGUCGCGCACCGUCUCUGAACUCGUCAGGGAAAAUGUGCCUUUCUUCAACGUGGUAUGUGAUCAGGCACAUGGUGGGGGUCAUUGUGAGAUGCUUGUAGGCUACUCAGCAGUCUACAGAGUCUGCUUUGGCACGUCCUGUUUCUACCUAAUGAUGGCCAUCUUCCUUGUUGACGUCAAGUCUAGUCAGGACUUCAGAGCACUCAUACACAAUGGUUUCUGGUUUCUGAAACUUAUUACCUUGCUUGGGAUGUGCGCUGCUGCCUUCUUCAUCCCAACGGAGUCAUUCCUCCAUGCUUGGCAUUACGUUGGUGUGGUGGGAGGAUUUGCCUUCAUCCUCAUCCAACUUAUUCUCAUCACAGCUUUUGCACACACCUGGAACAAAAACUGGCUUACUGGAGCAGCAGAAAAUAAACGGUGGUAUUUGGCGGUGAUGUGCGCCACUCUUUUCUUUUACACUAUCGCCACAAUGGCCUUCACCUUCAUGUAUAAAUACUACACACACCCCAUCGCCUGCCAAUUCAACAAGGCCCUGCUGUGGAUCAACUUGGGACUCUGCUGCCUCAUGUCCUUCAUUGCUGUCACACCAUGCGUAAAACAGAAGCAACCCCGAUCGGGGCUCCUUCAGGCCUCCAUCAUAAGCUGUUAUGUCAUGUAUCUCACUUUUUCUGCAUUGUCUAGUCGCCCUCCUGAAAAAGUUGUGUACCAGGGCAUGAACAUGACAGUAUGUUACCCCAGCGUGAGGCAAGACGGGAUCCAGAAUGAGGGCAAUGCCGUGGCCAUCAUCGGAGCUGCAAUCAUGUACUGCUGUGUUCUGUUUGCAUGCAACGAAGCAUCCUACCUUGCAGAGGUAUUCGGGCCAUUCUGGAUGAUCAAAGUAUACCGUUAUGAGUUCCAGAAAGCCACCUGCUGUUUCUGCUGCCCCGAAGAGGAGGAAGUGGAGGAAGAGUUUGUGAUUGAUGAUGACACCAAGGGCUGCCAGAAGGUUAUUCAUAACGAGACGCAGAGAGUGGCCUACAGCUACUUUUUCUUCCAUUUUGUCUUCUUCUUGGCCUCGCUUUACGUCAUGAUGACCCUCACCAACUGGUUCAGCUAUGAGUCGGCAGUGCUGGAGACCACCUUCACCCACGGGAGCUGGUCUACUUUCUGGGUGAAGAUGUCAUCGUGCUGGGCCUGUGUGAUCCUCUACCUCUGGCUGCUGCUGGCCCCCUUGUGCAGCUGCCAAAAUGAUUCCAGACCUCGCCGAUCCCGCAUCAAACGACGAUCACCGUCCUCCCGUCAUGUCACGGUCAGCGUCUGACAUACAGCCCGGAGGAUGGGAGGUCACGUGACUCCAUUUCCCUUCAGGGAUGCACCGUUGAGGUGUCACGGACGGCGGUCGCUUGGUUCACUGAGUCAAAGAUUCACAUCGCUGUGAGACGGUCUAUUCAAUGGGCCCAUAUGACUUCGUGAUAUCGCUUGAUAUCACGAAGUUCAUCAAGACUUGACUGUAUAAAUUGCCAAAGUGAACCGAAGAGCUGAACUGUCAAACUGUAUGAUGAUAAAAAAUACAGUGACUAUGGUGCAUGUGUUUUAUCACUUAAAGAGAAUUUCUACAUCAUUGUAGAAAACGCAACACAAGACGUGGCCACUGUGACAUUACCUGUCCUCUUUUAUCCUUUUUAAAAAGACAGUUUUAUUGCAUUUUUGCUUUGAUCCAGAAGUUAGGAUUGUAGGUCUGGUCCUGGCUGAUGUUGGUGAGAACAUGGGAUCACACUUUUUUUUCUUUUUUUUUUUAAAGAACUGCACAUAAUAUUUUACAUAAAAUAUUUUAUACACUUCACAUGUUCUCAAACGGUCAAUGCUUUGACACGAUGGGCCCUAUUUUCGUCGACAGGGGCAUGUGCGUUCGGCAUGAAAAAUGGCGCAUCUCGAUUUUCGAGAUGGCGCAAGACCUGUUUACAGUGUUUGGCAAUUUGGCAGACAGCGUUGUCCCUGACUGUGCAUUGUGGUGGACCGAGGGCAUUUGCUAUUACACACCCGCUGACACUUUGGUGACAAAAAGUAGACUAGAAUUUAGACCAGCUAAAAGCAGGUCUAAGUUGUGGUGCAGGUGGCGGAGUGUUAUUUGGGUGGAUUUGAUCGUAGCGUGGGCAGAAAUCUGGGCACGUGUGCCGGAUUUCAUCGUAUUUCAUUUCGAAAUAUGACAACAACAUGCAUUGAACUAUCUGAAUCCUUGUCGAAAUCAAUGAAUUGAACAAAUUAUGACGAUUAUCAUAUUUAAUAAUUUUUGAAGGCACCCCUCUGACUGCAGCACAUCUAUGGGCCCUGGGGGGUUGACACACAUGGACUUACCAUUGGGGGAAGAAGGCAGUGCCCCUCCAUAGCGGUCACCUUUACAUCAACCACAAGUGGAGAUCUUGCAGUUCCUUUGAAAUGUACUUUGCACACACAGAUCUCCUGCAUCGACCAUACAGGCCAUUUUGAAUGUGCCCCUUCUCUCUGCACUGAAUUUAAAGGGAAUGAGCAGAGACGCUUCAGUUGGAUGGCAAAUAAUG